Molecule: messenger RNA, 456 nt
Organism: Vitis vinifera (wine grape)
Lineage: Eukaryota; Viridiplantae; Streptophyta; Magnoliopsida; Vitales; Vitaceae
Product: calcium-dependent protein kinase 20-like
Exons: 2
Coding region: 1-456 (151 amino acids)
Molecular function (GO): calcium ion binding
Source: RefSeq, a predicted model, not a curated record
AUGAUUGCAUUUGGAAAGAUUCUCAAGGAUGACACAACAUUGGAUGCAGUUGACACUGAUAAUAGUGGAACAAUAGAAUAUGGGGAAUUCCUUGCUGCUAUUGAUCACUUGAAUAAGCUAAUGAAGGAGUUGAUUCAGAUGUCGAGCUGUGAAAACUUCAGGGGUGAAGCCAGUGGGGGGGUGAAUGGAAUAAUGUAUUCUGCACUGAAAAAGAAGUGGGAGAUGGUGGGUCAACAGUCUCUGACCUAUAGCUAUGUGGUCCGUGGCACGGGGAUCCUUAACGAGUAUACCGAGUUCACCGUUGACCGAGUUGAAGAUGACUUCAACAAGAGAUGUGGUGGUGAGAAAGUUGCAGUUGCCGUUAUUCUUGACCUGAAUACAGGGUCUGAUCCCAAACUGAAGGAACAUAUGCAGUACUGUGUAGAUCAUCCUGAAGUACUGUGUAGGUCAUCUUGA